AUGUGUUCACAGCAGGAGGUGGAGCGGAUCUCCAAGAAGCUGGAGAAGAUGGUGCACAAGAAGAAGACGGAGGGGGCGCUGGACCUUCUGAGGGAGCUCAGCAACAUCAAGAUGUCUCUGGAGACCCUGCAGUCCACCAGAGUGGGCGUGUCUGUGAACGCUGUGAGGAAACAGAGUUCAGAUGAAGACGUUCAGAAUGUGGCCAGAGGUCUCAUCAAGUCCUGGAAGAGACUGCUGGACGGAUCAGAGGAGAAGAAGAAGGACGCUUCUCCUGUGAUGUCAUCGUCCACCUCCGAGGACAGCAGAAAGGAAACUCCCACUGGGGAACCUCCCACAAACCCGGCCCCUCCCCCUCGGGUCACCUCCUUCCCCCCCGCCCCCGUCACCAGCGACAGCGUGCGGAACAAGUGUCGCGAGCUGCUGGCGGCGGCGCUGCAGAGCGACGAUGACCACGAGACACUGGGAGUGGACUGCCAGCUCCUGGCCAAUCAGAUCGAAGAACAGAUUUUCCAGGAGUUCAAGUCCACAGACAUUAAAUAUAAAACCCGACUUCGCAGCCGCAUCUCGAACCUGAAGGAUCAAAAGAAUCCGGAGCUGCGGCGCGGCGUCCUGCGUGGAAGCAUCUCGCCCCCCCGCAUCGCCCGCAUGGGCGCCGAGGAGAUGGCGAGCACGGAGCUGAAGCGGAUCAGAGAGACUUUGACUAAAGAGUCGAUCAGAGAACAUCAGCUGUCGAAGGUCGGAGGAACUGAGACGGACAUGUUCCUCUGCAGCAAGUGUCGUGGGAAGAGCUGCUCCUACACACAGGUGCAGAUACGCAGUGCUGAUGAACCAAUGACAACCUUUGUGUUGUGUAACAGCUGCGGAAACAGAUGGAAGGCCUGUUUCUUGGGCUUCGAAGUGGCUCUGAAGGGAUUAAACGUGAUCGCUCCCAGAAGUAUUGUGUUGGACACCAGAGGAAUGUGGACAGACGAAGAGGACAAGAAGCCUCAGUCUCCUGAACGAGACAAAUGA
Molecule: messenger RNA, 1011 nt
Organism: Limanda limanda (common dab)
Lineage: Eukaryota; Metazoa; Chordata; Actinopteri; Pleuronectiformes; Pleuronectidae
Gene: tcea2
Product: transcription elongation factor A (SII), 2
Exons: 11
Coding region: 1-1011 (336 amino acids)
Biological process (GO): transcription elongation by RNA polymerase II; DNA-templated transcription
Cellular component (GO): nucleus
Molecular function (GO): nucleic acid binding; zinc ion binding
Source: RefSeq, a predicted model, not a curated record